AUGACAGAAAUUGAUUACUCAGAAACCCCAGAUAUAGAGCCAUGUGAAAAGCCUUCACAGACAAAGGUAACCGCAGCACACCGUUCCGGCUUAGAUGACGCCCUUCAAAUGGCCCUCGAUGGUCAAGAUGAGUCUUGGACAAAGGAGGAAGAACGCCGGGUGUUGUGGAAGAUCGAUCUAACUAUUGUUCCACUUUUAUUUCUCGGAACAGUUAUUGGAUACGCGGAUAGCCAGGCUUAUGGGUUUGCCGCUCUUUUCGGUUUGGUACAGGAUCUCGAACUAUUCACUCUAAGUGUUGUAAACGGUCAGUUGGCUCUGGACACCACAAAGUAUCAGCUCUCUGCGGGAAUAACAUCACUUGGUGGAGCAGCGGGACAAUAUUUGCUCCUCUUCCUGGCCCAGCUGCUUCCCGCAGGUAUUGUGUAUGGAGUCAUGCUGGUGUACGCUGGCUUACUAGCUCUUUUGACGGUCAUUUGUCACAACUUUUCUCAGAUUAUGGCACUGAGGUUCUUUUAUGGGUUCACUCAAAUUCAACAACCUCUCGCGAUCAUUAUUACGGUUAUGUGGUGGAAAACUCGCGAACAGCCGUUACGAUUGGGUAUUGUGAUUGCGGGUAAUGCCCUCGGCUCACUUAUCGGAAAUGGUGUAGACUUUGGUGCCAUAAAUUUGAGUGGUCAAUUUUCCAAUAGUCGAUGGAAAUGGAUUUACAUUAUUCUGGGAUCCUGUGGACUUUGUGCCGGUAUCAUAAUAAUACUCUUCUUGCCUGCAACACCGAUGAAGGCAUGGUUUCUGACCCCCCGAGAACGACGAAUCGCCGUACGACGUCUUAUGAGUAAUAAUACCGGAAUUCAUACACGGAAGUUCAAAUUUCGACAGGCAAUUUCUGCUUUCUUAGAUCCUCAACUAUAUGCUCUAUGUGUCUUUACUUUUACAUUUGCGUUUUCCAACGUGGCAGUCUCAAGUUUUGGUGGAUUCCUUGUAACUUCCUUUGGAUAUUCUGAAACUCGUGCUUUGGUACUCGCACUGCCUGCAUCUGCUGUUGCCGUGGUGUGUAUUAUAGCCGCUGGAAUGAUUGGGAAUCGUUUCCCCAACCAUCGAAUCAUCGUUGCUAUCGUAUUUAUCUUACCGUCUAUGGUGGGAAAUAUCAUGCUUUGGAAGACACGUCUAGACAGCAAGGCUGCACUUCUUGGGGGCCUUUAUAUUUCCACCACGUUCUAUGGCUCUCUUGUUCAGCAUUAUUCUCUCCUCGCAGCGAACGUAGCCGGACAUUCUAAGAAGACAGCUGUUAUGGCCACUAUCACUAUCAUGGCCGCCCUUGGCGGGUUUAGCGGCCCAUGGGCAUACAAGGGCGACCAAAGUGCCGAGGGUUAUCCUGAUGGUCAGAUUGCGACUUUGAGCUUAUUUUGUGCAUCAAUUCUCGCAUAUAUAAUACUAUGGGUUUACUAUUCCCAUUGUAACAAGAAAAGGACGGCUCUUUUAAGAGAACAACCAGGAGUUUUCGAAGACCCCAUGAUAGCAUUUAUGGAUCUCACAGAUCGGGAAAAUCUUGCAUUUCGAUAUACUUUAUGA
Molecule: messenger RNA, 1569 nt
Organism: Talaromyces proteolyticus
Lineage: Eukaryota; Fungi; Ascomycota; Eurotiomycetes; Eurotiales; Trichocomaceae
Product: major facilitator superfamily domain-containing protein
Exons: 9
Coding region: 1-1569 (522 amino acids)
Biological process (GO): transmembrane transport
Cellular component (GO): membrane
Molecular function (GO): transmembrane transporter activity
Source: RefSeq, a predicted model, not a curated record